CGCGCGGGGCAUGCUGGGAACCCCGGGGGGGGCGGGGCCUCGCGGCCCUGCAGCCUCGUCAGGCUCAGUCCCCUCCCGAUAAACCCCUAAAUAGGGACUUUCCCGGGGAGUGACCCUGGCUUUUUUGGCGAAAACCCCCAGUUUAAGGAGGUCUUCCCCCUGGCUUCACGUUGUGGAGUCGAAAGGAACCUUGAAGCGGAGAAUGAGGGAGCUCGUGACGUGGACCCGAGGAAAAAACAUGACAACCAGGAUUUAAUAGAAUUCAGCUUUUUCAGGCGUUGAAGGGAAAGCGAUUUGAACGGGGUUUUAAUGAAAAACCCGAUCGCUUCGGCUUUUUUUCCCCACCUCUCAGGUCGCGUCACGUGAUGGUCCUACUUUAUUUUUAAAAAUUAAAUGGCGCAUAUUCCCCAGCAUCCUAAAUCUAGUGCAAUCUAGUGCAACCUAGUGGCAAGUGGAGAAAAAAUAACUACCAACCGGGCUUCCUACGAGGUCUCUUGGGGUUCUCGCAAAGUUGUGACCCAGCCGGCAAAAACAAAGUGUGCAAAGACUCAGCUGGACAUUGCCACUAAGAAUCAAGAGAUUUUUGGGGACUUGAGCAAGAAAACGUUCUUUUUAAAUGCCCUGCUCCAGAGCUUGCUACAAAUGAUACAACGUUUCGUGACAGGUGUUUCUUACUGCUAAUUAAAUCUUCACUGUGGGCUGGGCGCAGUGGCUAACGCUUGCCUGUAAUCUCAACACUUUGGGAAGCUACGGAGGAUUUCUUGAGCCUACAAAUUUGAGACCAGACUGGGAAACAGUGAAACUCUGUCCCUAUUUAAAAAACUACUCGUAUCGUUUUUAUCCCUGGAUGGCUGGCUUGAGUGCAGAUGUUUGGAGACCUUUUAAAGACACCAUGCCACAAGAAGACUGAUCUCUUCUGCUGUUUUCACCAUGGAGGACUCUGGAAAGACUUUUAGCUCUGAGGAAGAAGCAGCCAACUAUUGGAAAGAUCUGGCAAUGACCUACAAACAGAGGGCAGAAAAUACACAAGAGGAGCUCCGAGAAUUCCAGGAGGGAAGCCGAGAAUAUGAAGCUGAAUUGGAGACGCAGCUGCAACAAAUUGAAACCAGGAACAGAGACCUCCUGUCAGAAAAUAACCGCCUUCGAAUGGAGCUGGAAAGCAUCAAGGAGAAGUUUGAAGUGCAGCACUCUGAAGGCUACCGGCAGAUCUCAGCCUUGGAGGAUGACCUCGCACAGACCAAAGCCAUUAAAGACCAAUUGCAGAAAUACAUCAGAGAGCUGGAGCAAGCAAAUGACGACCUGGAAAGAGCCAAGCGAGCCACAAUCAUGUCUCUCGAAGACUUUGAGCAGCGCUUAAAUCAGGCCAUCGAAAGAAAUGCCUUCCUGGAAAGUGAACUUGAUGAGAAAGAGAAUCUCCUAGAGUCUGUUCAGAGACUGAAAGACGAAGCCAGAGAUUUGAGGCAGGAACUGGCCGUGCAGCAGAAGCAGGAGAAACCCAGGACCCCCAUGCCCAGCUCAGUGGAAGCUGAGAGGACAGACAUAGCUGUGCAGGCCACAGGCUCCUUGCCGUCCACGCCUAUCACCCAUCGAGGACCCAGCUCGAGUUUAAACACACCCGGGAGCUUCAGACGUGGCCUGGACGACUCCACAGGGGGGACGCCCCUCACGCCUGCGGCCCGGAUCUCAGCCCUCAACAUUGUGGGAGAUCUACUGCGGAAAGUUGGGGCAUUGGAGUCCAAACUCGCUUCCUGCCGGAACCUCGUGUAUGAUCAGUCCCCAAACCGAACAGGUGGCCCAGCCUCUGGGCGGAGCAGCAAGAACAGAGAUGGCAGCGACAGAUGGCCAGGCAGCACCAGCGUGCCUUUGGGUGAUAAAGGGUUGGGGAAGCGCCUGGAAUUUGGGAAGCCGCCUUCACACAUGUCUUCGCCGCCGCUGCCAUCAGCCCAGGGGGUAGUCAAGAUGUUGCUUUAGGAAAACCACGGAAGCUGAAGCUCUUGGUGUCGGUGCAGGAGUCGUUACUGUUCGUCGUCUUUUUACACUAGGUUUUUGUUUUCUUGUUGGACACGAGUUGCCGCUGGUUGUCCAAAUCAACGACCAGGUCAUCCAGCUCCUGCUGAAGCCUGUUCUUGGUCUUUUCCAGUUUAUCAUAAGCGGCCGCCUUCUCCUCGUACUGCUGGGUGAGGUUCUCGAUCUCCUUCUGGAACCUCUUCUUCCCCUCUUCCAGCGCUUCCACGGUGCUGGCAAAGUCCUGCAGCUUCUUCUUCGAGUCAGAGAGCUACGAGGGCAGCGUCCGGGGUAGGGUGAGAGGGGCUGUGAAUGAUCCCCGUCCCUGCCCCCUACAGACUCUGUGAAGUGAAGACCAUGUCUGCUUGCUGGGGAAACCCAGUUGUCCAACUGCAGGGGACGCUGCGGAUCAAGCACCAUGGCACCAGUGCCCCACUGCGAUCUGCCUUAGGGGCUCUCGGCACAGAAAAGCUGAGGGGACCCGUGACGGAAGCGAGGACACAGGGCAGGCACCUGGAUGUUGAGAGUGGAGAUGUGGCGCUCCAGGUUCUGCUUGGCCUCCAUCUCCUCGUCCAGCUGGUCUUGCAGGCUGUUCCUCUCCUCCUCCAGCUGGCGCAGCUUGGUGGACACGUUGAGCUUCUGCCGAGUUUCUUCUUGAAGCAGCUCCUGCAAAGGGGACACACGAAGGUCCAGGGACCUGCCCUGAGGAAGGCCACCCUCCAGGUUCCCGGGAUGAUGUGGCAGGACACUCACCUGGGUGUCCUGGAGCUGGGACCCGAGGGAUGCCACGUCCUUGGCCAGCUUAAUGGCCUUCCCCUCGGCCUCGUUAAGCAUCCCUGUGACGCUCUCGACUUCAAUCUGAGGGUGCCGGGAGACGGGUUAGUCAAAGCCUCUAGAAUGGGAUCCUCGCUAAAUAAGAGGAGCUCUUUUUACUCAAAACAUAUGGUGUACCCUCAUGGGCUAGGACUUGGGUGUCCACUGAUUGAGAAAAUACCCACGAGGUAUGGGACUCUGAUGUUAAAAAACAAAAACAGAGAAAUCUCUGUGGCAAGAAAGAAACUCCAUCACCUACGAGUUGUGACACUGGCUCCAGACUCUGUCAUUCCAAGAACUUAUUUGAGCCCCAAUUGUAUUGACUGGGCCCUGAUCCCACUAAAUGGACCCUGGAUCCCUGCCAAGGUUGGUAGAAACAAAGCAGUAGGUGUGAGAGUCUAGAUGAGGUGCUCUGUCCGGUCCACUCUAAGGUUGGAGAGGGGAGACCAGGAUGGUACUUGAACAUCCAAGGGAUGCUGUCCUGUCCCCUCCUUCCUCACUCCUACUUUUUGUCUCUUCACUGAUCCUGAUGGCCAAAGUCAGAGACGAGGUGCAGACCCUAUAGAUCAAAAUGCCCUCUGCAUUCUCUGGCUUUUUUACUGCCUGGUGUCUUUGCACAAGUCCCUUGGAAGGUAUUAGCCUCCCCUCCAUCUCCUCCAUGGACAAGGAGGAUAUGAGUGAUCUUCAUGCUACGCUUACAGGACACUGCUUAUAGGAGGGCAGCAAAACCCCUUCUCUCAACCGCAUGUGGAAAAAACAGCUCACUGAAUGCUUCCCCUGCCCCUUGGUCCCAGGCUGUGAACAUGUUAAAUAUUCAGGAACACUCUGGCCACAUCCCAUGAAUGGAAAGUCAGGGCAAAUGUCUAUUCCAGCAAAAGACGACAGACAGACCAUGUCAUUCGUCAGCUUCAAACCCCUCAACUGCUUGGCAAUCGCCCAGAUUAAGGACCAACAUAUGUGUAAGAGGUUCUCAAAAGGCCUGCAUCAUCUGGGUACCACCUCCCCCUCCAGUCCCACUCUGUACUGUCCCCCACCCGAAACUCCAACCCCACCUGGCCGCUCCAGAUCUACUAGCUGUAUGUCUCCUCAUUUUUCUACUUACCACAGGCCUUUGCACAUGUUCUUCCUGCCGCCUGGUAGACUUACCCAUGUUCCUUAAGGAAGCCUUUUGUGGCUCCUCCUCCCCCAGGUUGGGCCUCCUGGUUAUUUACACUUAGACAUCAUGUGCCUUCCCUUUGCUGUAUCAUUUGACAUUCAUUUGUGUGAUUAUUCAUGUCUUUCCCUUCCCUUCCCCCUAUUAGGCUGGAGUCCUACUGGGGCAGGGACAGUGCCUCUCCUUCCUUGCUGUUGUAUCUCAGGAUUAAGCACAGUGCCUGUCAUACAGCAGGUGCUCAAUAAAUACUUGUCAAAAUGG
Callithrix jacchus (white-tufted-ear marmoset) is the source of this 4231-nucleotide messenger RNA. NCBI's taxonomy places the organism in Eukaryota, Metazoa, Chordata, Mammalia, Primates, Cebidae. The record is from RefSeq and is a predicted model, not a curated record.